AUGAAUUUAUCCUUGCAGGACCCAUUUUCAGUAGCUAAAGAGUUUCCUGAGAACCUUACAACUAGCCUCAACUACGGACACUCUGUUGCUAUCCAGUUCAACCACAAUGGAGACUACUUGGCGUCUGGACUUUCGGAUGGAUCGAUAGUCAUAUAUGAAAUGAUGUCUAGUGGGAUAAUAGCACACAUCACCGAGGAUUGCCAUGUACGACCGAUAACUUCGAUUACGUGGUCUAGAUGUGGGCGAUAUUUGUUGACUUCGUCACAAGAUUGGUAUUGCAAAUUGUGGGAUUUAAAUUUAAUCAACAGUAAAGAUACUUCACCGGUGAUACGACAAGUCAAAUUUGAUGGUCCCAUAUGGCUGUCCAACAUCCAUCCUGAAAACCAUUUUCAUUUUGUAGCGUCCCUAUUUGAUGAUUCGCCGGUAUUUGUUAACUUGGAGAAUGAAACACCUCAGGUUACAAAAUUGAGAACUGAUCCAUUGGUGGAAAGUGAUGAGGGUGAAGAUGGAGAAAACUCCAAUGACGACGAACCAAGAAAAAAGAGGAAGAACAACAAACAAAAUGACAACCAUCGUACGUUGGUUACUACUUUCACCCCAGAAGGACUGUACGUAUUGACCGGUACCAGCAAAGGUUGGCUAAAUAUUUUCCGGACCAUAGAUUUAAAACUAAUACACUCGAGCAAGAUUGCCAAUUCAAAUGUGAAAAACAUUGCUAUUUCGCCGAAUGGAAGGAAAUUGGCACUCAAUUUUUCGGAUCGUAUAAUCAGACAAUUUAAUCUUCCGGAUGUUGUGAAUAAUGAAGCGGAAGGCGGUAUUGAUACGGUAGAGUGGGACUUUGAAGUCGACCACAAGUAUCAGGAUGUUGUCAAUAGACUACAGUGGAAUGCGAUAUCAUUCAACAACAAUGCAGACUUUUUAAUUGCUUCAACACAUGGCCAAUCGUCGCACGAUUUGUAUCUUUGGGAGACGUCAAUGGGGUCAUUGAUAAAGAUUUUAGAAGGAUCUAACGAAGAAUUGAUUGACGUAAAGUGGAACUACAAUAGAUGCAAGAUUGGGUCCGUAGGACUUGAUAGUGGGAUCAUAUACAUUUGGCUGGUUCAGUUCCCACAAAAAUGGAGUGCAUUAGCUCCCGAUUUUGUUGAAGUGGAGGAGAAUAUUGAUUACGUGGAGAAGGAAGAUGAGUUUGAUAUUCUUGAUGAAACAGAGUUGAAUAAAAAGAGGUUGGAAGAGGAGGUGAUGGAAAUUGAUGUGACUACAAAGGAGACUACAGAUGCCAGAGGGUUUGAUAUCACACAAGAAUCGUUUAUAAUACCAAUAGACUAUGAAAAAGAAUUGUACAGAUAG
Lodderomyces theae is the source of this 1347-nucleotide messenger RNA. RefSeq names its product COMPASS subunit protein (gene SWD1). The record is from RefSeq and is a predicted model, not a curated record. Gene Ontology annotation, cellular component: Set1C/COMPASS complex. The transcript has a single exon. Gene Ontology annotation, molecular function: protein binding. NCBI's taxonomy places the organism in Eukaryota, Fungi, Ascomycota, Pichiomycetes, Serinales, Debaryomycetaceae. Bases 1 to 1347 code for a protein of 448 amino acids.